AUGCGCCGCUCACAGAAACUAGCAGGAUCGGCUGCGCCGGCCAGAAAUGUAAAGGUCCGCAUCUAUGGCGACAAGAGGAACUUUGGGAAGACGAGUGUGGAUGUGGAGCUUCCGCUCGACAUGCCCACCGAGCAGAUCGUCGCUCACUGCACGGGAAAGCUCGGCUUCGCAGCUUGCGAUACUGUAGUGCUCCAUAACCAGAGCUCGAUAAUCAGCCACAUGUGCUACGAGAUACCCCCCCUCGCCUUCACCGUCACGCCGCACAAGGAAUCAUACUACGACACCCCGCUCGCCGGGCUGAGAGUCUACGAAGACGAGAAGCUGAUUACCGGCCUGAACAGAGGCUUCGAGAAAGAGGUGGAAUGCAGCAUCAAGGGCACCAACGAAUGUCUAUCGUUCGAUAACGGCAACCUCGAGAUCUCGUUCAACAGGACAAUCAGGGUGCCCGACGACGGGAGAGAACACCCGCUUCCGCCGGGUCUGGGGAAAUUCCCGAUCUUUAACAUUGCGGAUUAUGAGAAGAAGCUGCCGGCGGAUAUGAGAGAGAAAGGCGGCGUUUUCAUCCCGAUGUACCAGAGAGAGGCGAUGUGGAUGUCCUUCCAUGCAAAGAGACAGUUCGCGAUCAAGAUAUACCUUGGCGGCGUCAACGGGAUCUCCGGGGAGCCCAUGAUACCCAACAUGGCAACCUAUCUCAAGCGGGCAAACAAAGCUACCAGAAAGCAGGACUACAUCGUGGUUCCGAGCCAGCCAUGGCUCGACGGCGUGGCAGUCAGUCCUGGGCUGGUGAAGCAGUUUGUUGCGAUGCCGUUCGGGUCGGGAUACUCUGUUGAGAAGCAGGUUACGGGCGAGGAGAGCGUGGGGGGGAUGCAGUUUGAGGUGAUUCCGGCAUAUGAUAAGGAGGAGUAUUUUCUCAGCAGGGAUCAGUUCUUUGAGGAGAUGGUGGCAAAGAAGUCGCUGGAUGCCAUGGUGACGGCAAAGCGUUUGGGGCUGCAGCCGGGAGAGAUGAUCUACUGCAAGAGGAUCAAGGAGACGAAGAUGAGAGUUCGGACGGUGAAGGACCUGCUGAGCGACUCGGGUGCUCUGCUGGAGUUGGACCUGUGUAAGAUGAUCAACACAAAUCUCAGAGUUCGGAUUUUGGGGAAGGAGUCGAGCUAUUCCGUCCAUGGCGACUCCACGAAACCAUUCGAAAGCAUUGGCAUAGAGAUGGAAAGGAGGGCCGGCCUGCCAAGGGCCGGCCGAUGCUUCUGCAUUGGCGGUAAGGAGGUCAAAACAUGGAAGGACAUGUAUCGCCUCAUGCAAGCGUCGAGCGAAGGCUUCGGUGCCGGUGCCGGUGCCAGAAGCGACAUUCCGCUCGACUGGGCCCGCCAACUCACCCUUGAGAUCGAAACCUACAAUUGCUAUCCUCCCUUCUCAUGCAAGGUUGCGGAAUCAGAGACGGUCAUGUCACUGAAGGAAAGGAUUUGCGAAAUGGGAAUUUUCACCACCGAUCUAGAAACGGUGUACGUGACGUUUGGGAACCAGUGGCUUCAGAAUGAACAAACCCUCGGUAGCUCUGGCGUAGUCAAUGGAGAUGUGCUCAUUGUAGGGAAGCAUAUGAGGGGGGGGUGUUCGCUCGUCUCGCCCGAGAAUAGGCAAAUGGCCAUAGCCGUCGGCGGCACGGUCAAGCAAGACAUCCAUCCCGACUACUGGCAUCCCGAGUCAUGGAACACCGAAAACGUCAAACUUCUCAACGUGCAGGUCGUCAACUCUGUCGCCUUUGAAGGGAUCACGGGGAUGGCAGCGCCCAAAACACCAAUCGGCCCAGAGACGUAUGCGUCGAUGGGGCUGCCCUUCUUUGAGCUCUACCGCGAGCAGCCCUCCACGGUCGGCGGAGACUUCAGCAAGGUCAAGACGGUGUCGGAGAUGGAUGCGACGCUGCAGGCGGGAGGGAGUGCAGCAUACAACCCUGCGGUAGCGCAGAUAUGCACCAUCUCCGCCCCGAUGAACGCUCCUGGGCACGAGGGCCGCAACAGGCCGUUCAAGGUCAUCACGUUGGACAUAACGGACCGCAGGGAGAGGUUUACUAGCAUCAAGCAGCAGGUGGGGAGGGGCUAG
Molecule: messenger RNA, 2094 nt
Organism: Morchella sextelata
Lineage: Eukaryota; Fungi; Ascomycota; Pezizomycetes; Pezizales; Morchellaceae
Exons: 6
Coding region: 1-2094 (697 amino acids)
Molecular function (GO): protein binding
Source: RefSeq, a predicted model, not a curated record